GUACAAAUUAUAUUGGAAGUUACAAAAGUAUAAACAAACAAAAAAUAGAAGGAACUGAAAUGUUGGCAGGGAGCACUGGUAGCAUCAGUAAGUUGGGGGUUCUCAGCUUCUUCGCACCAACACCAUCAAUCUGUAUCAACAAACUGAAUUUGAAUCAAACCAGAAGAACUAUGUCUCAUUCGAUCGAAGAACACGAAUCCAAACGGCAGUGCUUUAAGUUUCUCACGAAGGAACCGUAUUCUUCUCCUCCGUGGGCAUCACAUCUCAGACCACUCCCGUCUAGCGUCUUCUCUCUCGCUCAUUGUCCCACUCCGAUUCACAGAUGGAACCUCCCUAAUUUGCCGGACAAUACUCAAGUCUGGUUGAAGCGUGAUGAUCUUUCGGGGAUGCAAUUGAGCGGUAACAAGGUCAGAAAGUUGGAAUUCUUGUUGGCAGAUGCAGUCGCCCAGGGCGCUGACUGUAUCAUCACCAUCGGAGGUAUCCAAAGCAACCAUUGCCGUGCUACUGCGGUUGCUGCGAAGUAUCUCAAUCUGGACUGUUAUCUUAUACUUCGUACCUCUAAGGUUCUUGUUGACUCCGAUCCUGGAUUGACCGGGAAUCUUCUGGUUGAACGUUUGGUGGGAGCUCAUGUUGAUCUUAUCUCAAAAGAGGAAUAUGCAAAAAUCGGGAGUGUGACUCUCACUAAUAUUUUGAAAGAAAAAUUGCUAAAGGAAGGGAGAAAACCAUAUGUUAUUCCUGUUGGUGGUUCUAACUCACUAGGAACCUGGUAAGAUUGUUUAAUUCACAUAUUCUUUUUUUGUAAGAUGAAAUUUGUAAAUAGUUGUGGAGGUACGAUUGCUGGUCUUUCACUAGGAUCCUGGCUGGGUAUGUUGAAGGCAAAAGUUCAUGCAUUUUCUGUUUGUGAUGACCCUGAUUACUUCUAUGACUUAGUCCAAGGCCUCUUGGAUGGACUUGAAGCUGGUGUGAGCUCUCGUGAAAUUGUUGACAUUAAAAAUGCCAAAGGUUUGGGCUAUGCACUUAACACCUCUGAGGAGCUUCAGUUUGUAAAAGAAGUUGCUAGAGCUACUGGUGUUGUUCUCGAUCCCGUGUAUAGUGGGAAAGCUGCUUAUGGAAUGGUGCAAGACAUGGCUGAGAACCCAAAGAAGUGGGAAGGGAGGAAAAUCCUGUUCAUACAUACAGGGGGUCUUCUAGGUCUUUUUGACAAGGUAGAUCAAAUGGCCUCAUUGGUAGGGGACUGGCGGAGAAUGGAUGUCCAUGAAUCGGUACCGCGGAAAGAUGGCGCCGGAAAAAUGUUUUAGCUGAGAAACAGGUUACUUAUCCUCCUCUGUUUUCUUUUGCAAGUAAAACAGACUGCUCUGCUGAUGCUACUGGUGGACUUAAAUUGUUUUAGCUUCGCUGUGCUCACAUAUGAGACUCCAGAUUUUCUUUUAACCGGUUAUAAUACAUUGUUUGAUGGUGGACCUUUUGAAAUUUGUCACCUUCGGCGUGAAGUGCUCUUGGAGCUCAGGAAUCAUUUUAUAUAUUAUUACAAAACUGCAUAUAAAUAUUAUCA
This is a messenger RNA of Carica papaya (papaya), 1552 nucleotides long. The record is from RefSeq and is a predicted model, not a curated record. NCBI's taxonomy places the organism in Eukaryota, Viridiplantae, Streptophyta, Magnoliopsida, Brassicales, Caricaceae.